AUGGCAUGGAAUGGCACUGACUUUGUCAAGGAGCUAGGGGACAUCGAGAAGCUGCUUGCUUUCAACCCAAACCAGGGUCUGCAGGAGGGGCUGGUCAAGGCUCUGUUGACAAAGUGUGAUCACAGCCAGCUGACUGCUGGCGACUAUUGUGCCAUGCUUGAGAAGGUUGACCACAGUACCUUGACAGAUGAGCUGAAGACCAUAUUGAAGGAUUCGCUUUUGCUUCGUGCAUCCACAGGUACGACAAACGAAGGUGGGUCUGCCAUUGUGAAGACACCACAGACCUUGGUCAAUCUCCCCGCCUAUUUGACCAAGGCUGAGAUGAUGGAUGUAAUGCAAGGAAACUUGUAUGACGUUCCCCAUAUCAUCAUCAGAAGGUUGUCUGCCCUCGGUGUGAAGUCUCUCAAAGAAACAACGAAGCGGGCCGCCGUCGCAUUAAUCGUACAGUCCAUCAUGUGGCACGGGAAAAGCAAACCCAGUGCCGACGAAAUAUAUGGUCUGGCACAACAGUUCGGCCUCUUGUUCGCUGCCCACAAGCCCUCGGGCUGCAUGGUUUCGGGCUUGAAGAAGUACCCACACCUCCCUACAGACCUGGACAAAGAUUGGCUGUCCAGAGCCUAUCCCAAAGACCCACCUUCGAUGGUAGAUCUCCCACAGCUUUUCGAGCUAGGAGCCCAGUGCCCGAUGCGAUCCACCAGCAAGCUCCUUUCCAGUUGCUCGAAAAAGAAGCUUCAACCCUUGGUGGACAAGGUUGAGGACCGACUCCUCGAGUUGUUCAAAAGCUUGUUGGGUGGCAACUGGCAGGCCGCCCUGCAGGGUGGCAAAGAAAGCUCGAGCAGUGGUGCCAAGAUCACUUUCUUUGACCAUGUGAAGGAUGGCAACCAUGGGCCAGGCGACGGCAUGCAGGGCUUGUCUAAGGAGGAUGACCCGCCUGCUUUGCAGCAGAAGGGGCAUGCAGCGGGCUCGGGUAACUUGUCGUUGGAGGAGUACGAGAAGCAGGCAAUGAUCGAGGUUGAAGAGAAGACCAAAAAUGGGAGGAAUUCCAACAAGCAGGGCACCGGCCAAAAGGACAAGAAUCCCAUGAAGAAGCAGGGCACCGGCAAAAAGAACAAGAAUCCCAUGAAGAAGCAGGGCACCGGCAAAAAGAACAAUCCCAUGAAGAAGCAGACCACCGGCGACAAGGACAAGCAUCAGACGAAGGCGAAGAAAGUGAUGAAAAAGCCUGCUGCUAAGAAAGCUGCAGAGGGCUACGGUUGCAAGCGAUGCCGAGGUAGCGGCUGUGAUGUUUGCGAGAACCCGAACUUUGCGGGGAUGAGGCAUGACAUGAAGCAAGCAGUGAAACAGGCCAUUGCAAGUUGCACUGCCUAUGGGGCCCUUGUGCAACAACUUCCGGCGAAGUCACUGGCCGGUGCAGACCUUAACAUACCAUGCAUCAACCUGGCGAGUCUUAUUCAGGGCAUGUAUGCAGCAGGUGGUUAUUUUUACCAAAUGUUGAAUCAUGUGCACGAAGCAUCACCAUCCAGCAUAGGAUCCCCCUGGCGGGGGGUCCUUUAUUCCGAUGAAGUACACCCGGGCAAUCAGUUGUCCUCCCAAGGGCGAAAAGUCUGGGCGGUGUAUUUCUCGUUUCUGGAGCUGUCACCGAAGUUGCUUUCGAACGAGCAUCAUUGGUUUACACUGAUGGUGGUCAGAACCGAACUGGUGCAGAAGGUGUCGGCUGGUAUAGGCCAAUGUUUGAGGUUGCUGCUUGAGUCCAUGUUUGCCAACGAGUUCGGAAAUCCAGAGCAUGGCUUGGCAUUGAAGGGGCCGAGCAAAAGCAUCAGACUAUUCUUUACACUUGCUAUGACACUUCAGGACGGAAGUGCACAGAAACACACAUACUCGAACCGGCAAGAUGCCGGUUCGAGAGUUUGCAUGCUUUGUAAGAACAUCUUUUCCCUACGGUCAAAAAGCUCUGAGGAUGAUGUCAAGAUAUCGGCAAAACAUUUGACAUGGGAUGCAUGCCAUCAAGCUACAGACGAUGAGCUCUUGGAAUCGUGGGAACGAAUGGAAUCAAGACACCGGACAGAGUCCAAAAGCAAGUUCCAACAGUGGCAACAGGCUUGUGGGUGGUCUUUCUCGCCGCAUGCCCUGAUGAUGAGCACUGUUCUACGAAGUCUGAAUGUAUUGCGGCCGGCUUCGCAAUAUUGCUUUGAUUGGAUGCAUUCUUUAUGCAGCAUGGGAGUCCUCAACUGCAUAAUCCUGUGGGUGCUGGAAGCCACUGGAAAAGCUGCUACCUUUCAUGACUACUUGCAACUCUGGCAAUGGCCGAAAGCCCAGAAAGCAGCGGCACUGCACAAGCUGUUCAGCCAGGAGAAGAUGAAGGCACACAGGAAGGCAAAUUACAUCAAAUGCUCAGCCUCUGAGGUUUUAGCAAUUUCAAAGCCUUUAGAAUAUUUUUUGCAUACCUGCUGCCCCAGCCCGGAUGACACUCUUGCAAAGGAAGCUUGCUUGUCUUGGUUGGAAGUCUUGGCCAUCUUGAUAGCUUGUACACUACAACUGCCUCCAGCAGGCCUUUUGUUGCAGACUGUCGAGCGAGCAUUGUCCCUCACCGUCGCCGCCGGGUGGGGAGACCAGAUGGCUCCGAAGUUUCAUUGGUGUUUACAUUUUGAGGCAUGUCUGUCACGAUUUCGAUGCAUGCCAGCAUGCUGGACACUGGAGCGAAAACACAAAUCAGUGCGAAAAUACGGCACAGCUACCAGCAACACCACCAACUUUGAACAAGGGUUAUUGGAGGAGACAAAUGCUGAACAGCUUGCCUUGCUUUCGAGCGACACUCCAUUUCGAGCUGGCCCUCAUCUCCUGCAGCCUCACCCCGUAUCCGCCAAAGUAAUGGCACAACUUCUGCAGAGCAACAUCGUGUCUGAGAGUGAUUCCUGCAACUGCAGCAAAGAGUGCCGGCUAGCUUCUGGUGCUGUCUUGCAUACCGGUGAUGUUGUUUUGCACCAUGCAGCUGCCGACAAUGAAUCACCCAUCCCCUUUUGCUGUGGCCGACUCCAAUGGCUUAUCGAAGUGGACGGCUAUGUUGCAGGUGUUGUGUCCAGAUGCGAGUAUGUUUCCCAUGAUGCAGUGAAGCAAGUGGCCAAGUGGAGGAUUGCAGGUGAAGCCCUAUCCAUCAUGCAGGUUGAUGCUUUCCUGUGCAGUGUAGUUUACAAUAACAAUGCAGGCAUUCUCACCACCCUGCUACCCCGCCACCUGUGCAACAGCAUGGCUUGA
Symbiodinium sp. CCMP2592 is the source of this 3252-nucleotide messenger RNA. NCBI's taxonomy places the organism in Eukaryota, Dinophyceae, Suessiales, Symbiodiniaceae. The record is from the annotation of a GenBank genome assembly.